AUGGGCCCCUGUACCGCCUCCUCAUGCUGCUGCCAGGUCCAGAGUGUGUCAUGGGUCCCUGUACAGCCUCCCAUUGCUGCUGUCUCCAUCGCCACACUCUGCCAUGUGCCACUUUCAGGUCUCCUCACACACUGCUGGUGUGUUCCAUUUUUUGUCAUAGGGUGCUGGCAGAUUACUGGCCUCCCAUAGCUGCUGCCAGGCCCCUAAUCUGCCAUGGGCCCCUGUACCGCCUCCUCAUGCUGCUGCCAGGCCCGUAAUCUGCCAUGGGCCCCUGUACCGCCUCCUCAUGCUGCUGCCAGGUCCAGAGUCUCUCAUGGGUCCCUGUACGGCCUCCCAUUGCUGCUGUCUCCAUCGCCACACUCUGCCAUGUGCCACUUUCAGGUCUCCUCACACUGCUGGUGGGUUCCAUUUUGUCAUAGGGUGCUGUAUGGCCUCCCAUUGCUGCUGCCUCCACCGCCACACUGUGGCUCCACACUCUGGUUUUGGCCCCGUGACUGCCCAAAUGAGUGAAGUGUGCGGUGAUUCUAAGAUCGACGGCACUCAUCUGCAUGUCAUACUGACUGACAGUAUUAUUUCUCUUCCCCAGCAGGCUCCAAGGGCAUUUAAAUUAAAGGUACAGUGUUCUGCACUAAUAUAA
Messenger RNA from Staurois parvus, 637 nucleotides. The record is from the annotation of a GenBank genome assembly. Lineage: Eukaryota; Metazoa; Chordata; Amphibia; Anura; Ranidae.